AUGACUGUUGCGCAAACCAUCGCCUACAACGUUCCAAACAUUGAGGAGGUCAAGGCCUCGGUUGAUGCAGCGUUGAAGAUUUUGCAGACAUCGCUUCGAGAACUCAACAGAGAAAUCUGGUCCAACCCAGAAACAGCAUACCAAGAGCAUCGAGCUCAUGACACCAUCUGCGGCUUUCUCGAGAACCAGGGUUUUACCGUAACCCGCCAUGCAUACGGACUGGACACCUCCUUCGAAGCCAUCAGCGGGUCUGGGGGACGACUGAUCAAUUUCAAUGCCGAAUACGAUGCUUUGCCCGACAUUGGUCAUGCCUGUGGCCACAACCUCAUCACCACAAGCAGCAUGGCUGCAUUCCUCGCCUUAUCCGCCAUUCUAAAACAAUAUGGGAUCCCGGGUCGCACCCAGCUUCUCGGUACUCCCGCGGAAGAGAAUGGAGGCGGAAAAGCCAAGCUGAUUGAUGUGGGUGCAUACAAGGGUGUGGAUGUGUCAUUGAUGGCUCACGCCGGCCCUAAAGAGCUCUUCCCUGGCGUCAUCACAGACGGCGUUGGUGGAGUGCUCAUGAACGCUCGUAAAGAGAUCCAUUGCGAAUUCACCGGCCGGAGUGCCCAUGCCGGUGGCAAUCCCUGGGAGGGAGUCAAUGCUCUCGAUGCCCUGGUGACAUCGUACAACAAUGUUUCCGUCCUACGCCAGCAACUUCGUCCGGAUGAACGCAUCCACUGUGCUUUCCUGGACACCCCUAAGGUGGCCAACGUGAUCCCUGCCUACACCAAAGCGUACUGGCAGGUCCGGAGUCCGACGCUGAAGGGGUUGAAUCGGUUGAUGGCCAAGGUACGGAACUGUAUCGAAGCAGGUGCAUUGGCGACCGGCUGUGAAGCAAAGAUUAUCGAGAACGAACUCUACACUGACGUCAAGAUCAACGACACCCUGUGCGACCGGUAUCAAGCGCAUAUGGCCAAGUAUGAUCGGAAUGUCCUGAAGCGACACGAGAAGGUCUUGACGGGGUCGUCGGAUAUCGGCAAUGUCAGCUACCUCGUACCGACACUGCACACCAUGUUUGGGAUCACGUCCGAAGAAGGAUCCUUCCCCCAUCAUCCCACAUUUGCUGCUGCAGCUGGCACAGACUACGCUCAUGAAGAAGCGGUGAUUGUGGGCAAGUCUCUGGCGUUGAUUGGAUGGGAGAUGGUGACGAGCGAUGAGUUGUUUGGGGUUGCGCAGAAACAGUGGAGGGAGUGUAUUGCAGAAUAAACUGAAGCUCGAGAUCGGCAUAUCCCUAUAUUCACCUUUCUGCAGAAUAUUCCGCUCAGGAUGAUUCUCUGUCUUUCCUCGGCGAUAUCCCAGGGGUAAAAUCCCGUCACUUUAGUAUACUCCAUAGAACUAGACCUCUUAGCCUGAUUGGAUGUCCAACUGAUGAUCCCUGCUUUGGUGGUGCUGGCUUGUCUCAGCCACAACCCCAAAGGAUGACAUCUGAGACACGGUUGAAGUAAGUCUGCGACCGGUCCCGAUAGGGCUGAACCACCUCGCUGUAUAUA
Aspergillus sclerotioniger CBS 115572 is the source of this 1529-nucleotide messenger RNA. Its product is annotated as M20 family metallopeptidase. Bases 1 to 1245 code for a protein of 414 amino acids. The transcript has 5 exons. The record is from RefSeq and is a predicted model, not a curated record. Lineage: Eukaryota; Fungi; Ascomycota; Eurotiomycetes; Eurotiales; Aspergillaceae. Gene Ontology annotation, molecular function: dipeptidase activity.